AUGGGUGGAGGAGGAGGUAAACCUCUGAACAUCUUCCGCCUUGGUAGUUCCCUGUCGGAUGAACCCAAGGAAGUUCUAAACUGGAGACUUUGGUUUGCGGUUGUCUCUUUUGGCAUUAUGGGUGCUGCUAGAGGAAUCGAUGAAGGGUUGAUCAGCGGCACGUUUAACACGGAUGAUUUCCAGCAUCUUUUAGGUUUCGACAAACUUGAUAAGGAUGACUAUGCAAAUGUCAAGGGCAAUGUCUCCGCAAUGGUUCAGAUAGGUAGCGUCGGUGGCGCCCUACUAGCCUUUGUUCUCGCCGACCGUAUCGGUCGUCUCUGGGCCACUCGACAACUAUGUCUCCUUUGGAUUCUUGGAAUUGUCAUCUUCAUGACCAAUAACGGACGAUUGGGCCAGGUGUAUGCUGGUCGCUUUAUUGCAGGAUUAGGAAUUGGCCAAACUACCGUCAUCGCUCCUGUUUACCUUUCCGAAAUCUCACCCCGGGCCGUCCGAGGACUUUGCACUUGCGUCUUCUCAGGCUCGGUGUACAUUGGAAUCAUGCUGGCAUACUUCUCGACUUGGGGAAGCAGUCUCCACAUGAACCAAAAUAAGGAAGCCUCCUGGAUGGUGCCGACAUCCCUCCACCUCAUCUUUGCCGGUCUCAUCUUCGUUCUGUCGUGGUUCAACAAUGAGUCCCCUAGAUUCCUGAUCAAGAAGGGCAAGGUAGACCACGCAAUAGCCAACCUAGCCAAGAUUCGAGGCCUCGCCCCCGACGACGAAUACGUCACGGCAGAGAUCAACGGUAUCAAGCAUCAACUGAAUGAAGAGCAGGAAGCGACCAUGGGCCAGGGCUUUGUAGGCAUUCUCCGAGAGAUGUUCUGCAUGCCUAACAACUUCUAUCGCAUCUACCUGGGACUUGGAACUCAGUUGCUGGGUCAAUGGUCCGGUGCUCAAAGUAUCACCAUGUACGUAUUGGAACUACCUCUUGUCUCUUUGAACAUUUUCACUGACUGCGUUUUGAUCUGCAGCGGGGUUGUGAAGUUCGUUGCCUCCAUUUUCUGUGCCUUGUUCUUGGUCGACGUUAUUGGACGAAAGAGAUCUUUGUCCAUCGGCAUUGCCCUACAAGCCAUUUCGAUGUGCUACAUUGCAGCCUUUUUGACAGCUGUGCCCAAUAUCGAUGACGACACUGUCUUCACAGCUUCACAAAAGCAUGCUUCAACUGGUGGUAUCGUCAUGAUAUACAUUUCAGGUGUCGGUUGGGCUCUAGGUUGGAAUAGCAUCCAGUACCUCUUGAAUGCUGAGAUCUAUCCUCUCAGGAUCCGCGCUGUCAGCAGCUCACUCGUAAUGUGCUUCCAUUUUGUCAACCAAUACGGCAACUCGCGCGCUGUGCCAAAUAUGCUCCUUGAUCUUAGCCCCAAGGGAACAUUCUGGUUCUUCACCGCGAUCACGAUCCUGGGCGGGGUGUGGGCAUGGUUCUUCAUCCCGGAGACGAGCGGCCGCAGUCUUGAAGGCAUGGAUGCAUUGUUCCGCCUUCCCUGGUACAAGAUCGGACGGUAUGGACAACGGGAAGCUAAUUUCAGUGAUCAGUUGGAGCGAGAGAGAGUGUUGGAAGAGAAGGCAGCCGUUGGCGGAAGUGCUGCGCAGGUCGAGGUAGUGCAGCAGGAGAAGGUAUAA
Molecule: messenger RNA, 1653 nt
Organism: Fonsecaea pedrosoi CBS 271.37
Lineage: Eukaryota; Fungi; Ascomycota; Eurotiomycetes; Chaetothyriales; Herpotrichiellaceae
Exons: 7
Coding region: 1-1653 (550 amino acids)
Biological process (GO): carbohydrate transport; transmembrane transport
Cellular component (GO): membrane
Molecular function (GO): carbohydrate:proton symporter activity
Source: RefSeq, a predicted model, not a curated record